AUGCAGCAGAACCCGGGUGAGUCACUUCGGUCGUAUGUUCAGAGGUUCCAUGAAGAAAGCGUGCAGAUACCUGAUCCUAAUGAGCAGGUCACCAUCGCCGCUUUCAACCAUGGGCUCGUUUACGGGGUGUUCAACACGGGGAUUCACAAGAAAUAUCCCCGCACCCUCCACGAGCUGUGGUUAAAGGUUGAGAAGGGCAAACAAGCCGAAGACCUCAACCGCAUGAAAAAGGAGGUUCAAGCUGCUCGCCCGAGGGCCGACCCCCGAAAAGGAAAAGAGCUUGGCCGAACUGAGGUGGGGACGGGCAGUGGCUUCCAAAGUCCUGCCCGAGAUCGCCGCAGUGUGUUUGACAGGAUAUCUAAGGGAAAGGCAUCUAUCCCCGAGUCUGAACUAACUCCUUUGAACACUAGUCGGUCUCGGGUGCUAUCCGUAAUGGAACAAAAUAACCUUGGAAAAGCACCCCCCAAGAUGCAGGGCAGCAGGGACAAGAGGAACUCGACCCUCUAUUGCUUAUAUCACCGAGAUAUAGGACAUGAAACCGAGAACUGCAACGAUCUCAAGAGAGAGAUCGAGAACCUCAUUAGACAAGGCCACCUCAAGCAGUUCAUCCGCCGAAGUGGAGGUCAUCCGCGUGAUGAGAAUUGA
Molecule: messenger RNA, 645 nt
Organism: Coffea arabica (coffee)
Lineage: Eukaryota; Viridiplantae; Streptophyta; Magnoliopsida; Gentianales; Rubiaceae
Source: RefSeq, a predicted model, not a curated record